This is a messenger RNA of Hibiscus syriacus, 933 nucleotides long. RefSeq names its product RNA-binding protein 24-B-like. NCBI's taxonomy places the organism in Eukaryota, Viridiplantae, Streptophyta, Magnoliopsida, Malvales, Malvaceae. The annotation marks the transcript as partial. The record is from RefSeq and is a predicted model, not a curated record. The transcript is spliced from 6 exons. Gene Ontology annotation, molecular function: RNA binding.
UAUUUGGCUUCUGGGUGGUUUGUUUUGUUUUGGCUUGCCCUGUUUUAUUCGGGGGACUAUGCUCUGUUUUCUCGUUUCCAUGUCUCAACCAAGCAAUUUCAAAUGGUGGGUGGUAACAAUCCAGGGAAGUACAAUGACUCAACAUUUACAAAAAUAUUUGUUGGUGGAUUGGCUUGGGAAACUCAAGGGGAUAAUACCAUGGGGCGUUAUUUUGAGCAAUUUGGAGAGAUUCUUGAGGCUGUUGUUAUCACCGAUAAGAAUAGCGGGAAAUCCAAGGGUUAUGGCUUUGUUACUUUUAAAGAUCCAGAUGUAGCUUUAAGAGCUUGCCAAAACCCUUCACCUAUCAUCGAUGGAAGAAGGGAAAACUGCAAUCUUGCUUCAUUGGGUGCUCAAAAGACCAGUCCACCAACUCCUCAACAUGAUCAUGAGUCAAAUGCUGGGGUUGGACGGUUUAGAUCAGCACCUGGUUAUCAUGGUUCUUCAUCUACUUAUAUCCAACAACCUUCUGGUCAAUAUUUAAUCCCUUACUCUUCAUAUGGAUACACUGCAUAUUCACGAGACAGCGUUUAUCUUUUGAACUAUUAUAAUCUCUAUGGAGGCCAGUACUUUUCACCCUAUUACACUAUGGGGGCAUCGAUGACACCGAGGAUGUUUCAUAAUGUUUAUCCAAUUUGUCCACAAAUGGUACCAUAUCCAUAUUUGCCUCAACAGCAUAGCUCGGGAGUCGUAUCACUUCCGUAUUCAAUGCCUAUGACAGCAACUACUGCAGGUAGUGCACCAGCAGCGGCGGUGGCGACGACAACAACGACAACAGCAGCUAUUGAGAUGGGGGAAAGGAUCCAGGUCCUUCACGAGUUUCCGAGAAACCUACUGAAAAGAAACCAUCAAGUUAAUCCAUGUUGAGGUAGACACUGUCUUUUACUCUGAUAUCUU